Molecule: messenger RNA, 3457 nt
Organism: Tachysurus fulvidraco (yellow catfish)
Lineage: Eukaryota; Metazoa; Chordata; Actinopteri; Siluriformes; Bagridae
Product: perforin-1-like
Exons: 5
Coding region: 109-1869 (586 amino acids)
Source: RefSeq, a predicted model, not a curated record
ACCAAAGAAGAACAUUCACUUAGAAGAGCUUCAGAUAUAAGUACACAGGUUAUAUCUGCGCAAUCACACAUCAAGAAUACAGAAACAGGACAAACACCAGAUACAGCCAUGCUGAAGACAUUGCUGAUUUGGGCCGUGUUUGCUGCAAGUCUUCCUCCUCCAUCCACUCAGAGCUGCUUCAAAGCCAGUGAGUCUCAGUGUCGUGAUGUGGACUUCACUCCAGGAUCUGACCUGGCAGGAGAAGGCUUUGACAUAACCACCAUGGAACGGAAAGGGGCCUUCGUUCUCGACAUGGGCACUUGGCUCAAGAAGGACAAGUCCUGCACUCUGUGUAAAAAUCCCUACAUGGAAGGUCAAACACAGAAGCUCCCAGUUUCUGUGGUGGACUGGAGACCGACUCAGAAGUGCAAAAUUAAGUUGUCCAGCUCCGUCUACCAGUCUAGUGAGGCCCUGGUCAGCUCCAGCUCCUCCUCUAUUGAGAACAACUGGAAGACAGAAUUGCACAUAUUGACUCCAAAAGUCCAGGGAUCACUGAUGCUGGCAGGCAGUAACUCCAAGCUGGCUGAAUAUUCAAUGGAGAAAACCAAAAAAGACAAGUUCAGCUUCACUAGCCAUGCUGUUUCAUGUGGAUAUUACAGAUACAGAGUUUCGAACAGUCCACUCCUGCACCCAGAGCUAGUCAAAGAAUUUGGAAGUCUCCCUGAGAUCUAUGAUGAGUCUUCAAAACACCUCUAUUACAAGCUGAUUGACAAGUUUGGUACUCAUUAUAUCACAAAGGUGACUCUUGGAGGAGAGGUUAACUCUGUGACCAGCAUUAAGGAGUGUGAGGCAUCCCUACAGGGUCUGAGUGUGGACGAGGUGAAGAUGUGUCUUGAUAUGGAGGCUUCUGUCAGCAUAGGAUCAGCUGUAAACUGGCAGGCUGAGGCUCACCAUUGCAAGCAGGAUAAGGACAAGUCUUUGAGUAAAAAGAGCUUUGCUAGCAGCUUCAGUGACAGAGAUACAAAUGUGAUCGGUGGCUACACUCAGAGUGUUGACCUCCUUUUCUCAUCUAAUAAUGACCCAAAUGCCUAUAAGGAGUGGGUUGCAUCUCUUCCUGCUCACCCUGAUGUCAUUUUCUACACGCUCGAGUCCAUACACAAUUUGCUGCCAGCGAAGACACAUGCACGAGCACAUUUGCGCAAUGCCAUCAAGGACUACAUCCUCCAGAGGGGCCUGCUGAAAAACUGCACAAGCCCAUGUAAUAUUGGUGUGAAGUCCAACUCUAAGGAGCCGUGCGAAUGCAGCUGCGUAAACAACCCCCAGAUGUCCAUAAACUGCUGCCCCGCUCAGAAAGGAUCUGCUGAAGUCAAAGUUACUGUGAUAAAAGGCACCGGGUUAUAUGGAGAUUUCUGGGAUGGGACAGAUGGAUUCGUCAAGCUGAGCCUUAAUAAUAGAUUCAGAGACAAGACGGGCACAAUAUUGAAUAACAACUAUCCUGUAUGGAACGCUGAUUUCCAUCUUGGAACUGAGGACCUUACUAGCUCUAUCAGCCUGAAGCUGGAGGUGUUUGAUGAGGACAGAAGUUCACAAGAUCUUCUUGGAACAUGUAAACUUCACCUGAAAUCUGGUGUGGUCAAUGAAGUCUGUGCACUCAAACAUGGACUGCUGUAUUAUAAAGUGCAGGUGACGUGCAUUCCCGGUUUGACUGGUCCUUCAUGCUCAAAACUUAAGCCCUCUCCCAUGGAUGCACAGCUGGAGAAAGUGUACGUCUCCCGCAACGCUCGCCCGAUUCCCACAGGCAUGUUGUUGAAGAUGGGAGUGCUCCUCAAUGAACGUAUUCCCCGCUUCAACCAGAGCCACAUCCGCAAAGAUACAGGCUUUGAGUUGUAGACCAGUUCAGGUCUUUUUAAAAGCUUUAGCAUUUUUAAACCAGUUAUUAUAAUGCUUAAAGUAGAAAAUAAAUGCACAUUAUAUUGACACAUUAUUGCUAAACCUUUCCUGUUCAUUUGUACUGAAACUUGCCUUUACAGAUUAAUAAUGUAUCGUAAAACAACUCUUUCCAUUUUGUUUAUUUCAGCAGCCACAGAUUUCUUAAGUGCCAAUAUUGCAUUAGUAUUGAAACAUCUAUAAACUAAAAUAAAGAGGCUAUAACACAAUUCAAAUCAAUUUAUUUGUUUCGUGCUUUUAACAAUAGACAUUGUCUCAAAGCAGCUUUAAAGAAGUAAAGAAACAGAAAAAUUAUAAAGUUCAAAAGGAAAACCUCCCUGAGAUGAUAUGAGGAAGAAACCUUGAGAGGACCCAGACUCAGUCGGUAAUGUAAAUGUAAAUAAUGUCAUUUCUUUAACAGUCUGUAGUCCAGUGGAAUUGUGUAACCAACACUUGCCUAUCACACUUGCCUUAUGCUACAGAUGAACAUCUUGUUUUUGUUCAUCUCUAUUUGGAUUAAUAUAAUUAACUCUGGUUGCCAGGCUUUAACAACAUUUCUAGUACAACAACAUCAGCUACAGAUGUGAAAGAUCUACAAUUAGCCAAAAAAAAAAGGACUUAAUGAAGGGAGACAUUUCUUUAUUGUCUCAGAAUUUAUGCUGUAAGUUUAAAACAAUGUCACAGUAUGUCGGACAACAAAACACUGCAUUGGGUAAUUGCUUUAAACUACAGAGCCGUGGUCCUUCGGGCUCCCUACACUAUCACCAGUUAGAAACACGUUUAGCUAUAAUUUGGCCACCACACUGCUUCGGGCUAAUUCAGUUACUGUACUUUAGAAUCUUAACAGAAUUAUAAUAAACACACAUUAAUUUUCAGUUACUUUAGAAACCUUUAAUCUUAAGCACUUUGCUUCAGUUACUUUAGAAACAAAAAUUCACACACAAUUCUGUAACUGUGUUAGGUUUUAUUCAGUUCUGUUAGAAUCUUAAACAGAAAUGUAAAGAAUAGACUUAUCAACUCCUUUUGCUUAUGAUAAUAAACUCUACUCUAUGUUCUAUAGUAGUAGCUUCCUCCAAAGCAGAGUGGUACAGAUAAGCCCCAAGCAGAAGACAAGAUGUCUUUGCAAAGAAUCCACAGGUGGAUCGAUACCCGGGUCAUUGUAGAUGCACUGAGCAUGUACCACUGUGUCUGCAACAAGGGUGAGUCAUUCUGUAAUGUGUAAAAUUACCAAUAUUUUAGCAGCUGUGCUGUAAAAAGGGACACUCAAGGGUGUGUUUUGGAUCCAUGCAAAGUGUGUACACAGUAGAUGGCUUUUUCUCUGUGGAUGACAUUCAGCAGUAAAUAUCCAAGCAGGUUUAUUAUUCCAUUUGAGGGUUUUGGAUUUCUUCUUGAGAUUGAUGUUAAGGGUAAAGCCAUAUGAGGAUGGGUUCCCCCUUGAGUCCGGUUCCUCUCAAGGUUUCUUCCUUUACCAAUUUAAGGCAGUUUUUCCUUGCCACUGCUGCCUGAGUCACCUCAGACUUGCUCAUAGGGGAAUAAAUACAUACACAUUGUG